AUGAGGACCUCAUAUGCACUGCGUCUAUUCUCAUUCCUCUGGCUCUGCGGUACUGGAAUCUCUGCCGAUAAAAAGAAUGUGAAAGAAGAAGUUCGUAUACUGGACCUUUUGAACCAUGACAAACUAAAGAUCGAUGUUGAACAGGACAGGGUCGUGGAAGGUGAUGUCAUCAUCUGGAGCUCUGGCCGGGAUCGAAAAUGUUACUUCGCUAGGACGCACUUUAGGGACAAUGUGCCUACACUGCUUGAACUUGUAGUAAAGGCUGGAGAAGUGUAUGGGCUGGUGAGGUUUUGCAAGGGCUCUGAUGGAAGCUGGAAGUCCAAUUGUCCGUCUCUAAAGGGACCCGAGAAUGAUGCCCAGGAGGUUACUCCCGCAAAUGAAGUAUCAACAAAUAAAGCUCCUGAGCAAGGCCAAAGUAGCUCCAUUCGAGACAUCAUUACGGAUCCGCACUAUCUGGGAAAAGGGGAGCCAGAAAGAGCAGCAAACAUUCUGGAGCUUGGAAAGGUAAACAUGCUUACAGCUCCAAAGGUGCCCGCUGGUAUGCAAGUUCUCGGUUUAGGACUCUAA
Molecule: messenger RNA, 567 nt
Organism: Theileria equi strain WA
Lineage: Eukaryota; Apicomplexa; Aconoidasida; Piroplasmida; Theileriidae
Product: signal peptide-containing protein
Exons: 2
Coding region: 1-567 (188 amino acids)
Source: RefSeq, a predicted model, not a curated record